UUUCAGGAACAUCAAACAACUUCUCAUUUUCAUAUAAAUUAUACCCUAUUGAUACGUACUCACUUGGGACAGCAAAAACCCACUUGAGCUUUUCCUGUAUGUAACAUGUAAUAAAGUGGUUGGGCCUAUAGUUAGUGUGAUUGGGAUUUUUUCCCUUCAUAGCUAACGGCGCGUGAUUGGAAUCUCACACGAUUCUGAGGGUCCUGAAUAUUACCCUCCAUAUAUUCAUAAUAAAAUUUGACCUAUAAAUAAAAUGAGACGAAACUAUACCAUGGAGGAUAAGAGUUAUUUACUCCUCUACCCUCCACUACAAACAAACUCAAAAUUUUUCUGAUAAGUUACAAUCAGAUUGUUCUUUAAUACAAGUGGCGGCAUCUAUUUGUUCUAAACGUCAACUACCUGUAAUGACACAACAAUUUACUUUUUUUGUCUGAAAUCUCUGAAAUAAAUAUUUUCGUGUAAUAAUAUAAAGUGUUGGUUUUUUUACUUAACCUUAAAACGAACGUUUUAAUAAUUCAAUUUUUUUUUGACAGUGAAGAAAAAAAUAAAUAAAUAAUAAAUAUUAAUUCUAAUAUAAUAAAUAAAUAUUAAUAAACAAUGGCAAGAUAUUCAAGUGAUUCAGAUUCUGAUCGAAGUAAUAAAUACCGAAAAAAACAUUAUCGAAGAUCCAGAUCAACCAGCUCAGAAUCAUCUGACAGUUCCUCUCAUCAUAAGAGAUCUUCAAAAUAUUCUAAAUCGAGACGUCGUUAUAGAUCUCGUUCAAGAAGCCGUGAUAAUCAAAGAUCUAAAAGCAAUUAUAAGUCAUCACCAGGAAGUUCUAAAAAUAAAGACAAGCGUAGGUAUAAAGAUAGAAGAAGAUCAAAGUCAACAUCACUUGAUCGAUUAAAUAAUAAAAAGAUACGAUCAGAAUCUCGAGAAAAAUCAACAAGUCGUUCAAGUAGCUCUCAGUCAAAUAUCAAGAUUCCUUUAGAAAAAACUGUCAGUAUUUCUGUCAAAGAUGAAUUCUCCAUAGAACCAAGAAUUAAAGAAAGCGUAUUAGAAGAAAUAAACGCUGAUAGUUUUGUACAAAAAAAAUUCACAUCAAAUGCUGCGCAAUCGAAAGAAAAAAAAAUAAAUAAAAAUAUCAUAAUUGAUAUUUCAUCGGAUAAUAUUAAAGUACCAGUAAUGUCAAGUCCUUCAACUAUUUCCGAAAGUAUAUUUCACAGUUCUAUUUUUAUGGAUCAAACAAUACGUUUUGAUAAAUGGAUAAAAAAAUUGUAUAAUUUAAGACAAAAAGCUAUGUCUGAUUUAAUGUCUAUAACUUGACAAUUAGAA
Molecule: messenger RNA, 1314 nt
Organism: Microplitis demolitor
Lineage: Eukaryota; Metazoa; Arthropoda; Insecta; Hymenoptera; Braconidae
Product: serine/Arginine-related protein 53
Exons: 4
Coding region: 598-1305 (235 amino acids)
Source: RefSeq, a predicted model, not a curated record